AGACAGCCAGUGUCCUUGUCGUCUACAGGUCUGUGUCGCAAACUUGAGCAUCUCUUUUAGUGUUGGAGAGCAGGAUGUGCAUUGUUUAAAAACGCUCCAUGGGUUUCUCUUUUUCUCACCAGUGAGCUCUUUUUUCAUCUUCAAUUAUAUUAAGAGGGAUUUUUUGGGGGCUAAGGGGAAAAAAAGUGCCCAGGCUUUUUGAGGUGAAGACUUUGGCACAGGGUCUCGGGAGUGAUGGCGGCGUCUGCACCCUCCUCCUCCUCCUCUGGUGGCGAACCGGAUCCCAACUCGACAAAUUUACGACCACCGGGCUCAAGCUAUGAUGCUUGGUGUGGAGUUGCUCAUGGAUGUACAAGAAAAUUGGGAAUGAAAAUAUGUGGAUUUUUGCAGAAGAACAACAGCCUGGAGGAAAGGAGCAGGAUCGUAAGUUCCCUCAAGGAGCGCGCAGCCAAGAACCUGCUCUCCUGCGAUAACAGCGGCGGAGAAGCGCAUUUCAGACGCACAGAGACCGACUUCUCCAACCUAUACGCCAGAGAGCUGUUGCCUGCUAAAAAUGGAGAGGAGCCGACCAUGCAGUUCUUGCUCGAGGUUGUGGAAAUCCUCACCAACUAUGUCCGGAAGACCUUUGACAGAUCCACAAAGGUCCUGGACUUCCACCACCCUCACCAGCUGCUGGAGGGUAUGGAGGGCUUCAACCUGGAGCUGUCCGACCAGCCUGAGUCCCUGGAGCAGAUCUUGGUGGACUGUAGGGACACCCUGAAGUACGGAGUGAGGACAGGACAUCCAAGGUUCUUUAACCAGCUGUCCACUGGUUUAGACAUUGUUGGGCUGGCAGGAGAGUGGCUCACCUCUACAGCCAACACAAACAUGUUUACCUAUGAGAUAGCACCUGUCUUUGUACUCAUGGAGCAGCUGACGCUGAGGAAGAUGAGAGAGAUCAUCGGCUGGCGUGAUGGAGAGGGCGAUGGAAUAUUCUCUCCAGGAGGAGCAAUCUCCAACAUGUACAGUGUGAUGAUUGCAAGAUACAAGUUCUUCCCUGAAGUUAAGACCAAAGGCAUGGCAGCAGCACCCCGACUGGUCCUCUUCACGUCAGAGCAUAGUCAUUAUUCCAUCAAGAAAGCCAGUGCAGCUCUGGGCUUCGGGACGGAGAACCUGAUCCUUUUGAACACAGAUGAGAGAGGGAGAGUCAUUCCUGCAGAUUUGGAGGCCAAAGUAAUAGAAGCCAAGCAGAAGGGCUACGUUCCCAUGUUUGUGAAUGCCACUGCUGGUACCACAGUCUACGGAGCCUUCGAUCCCAUCAAUGAAAUCGCAGACAUCUGUGAAAAGUACAACAUGUGGCUACAUGUGGAUGGUGCAUGGGGAGGAGGUCUGCUCAUGUCCAGGAAGCACAGACACAAGCUGAACGGAGUAGAGAGGGCCAACUCAGUCACCUGGAACCCCCAUAAAAUGAUGGGAGUGCCGCUGCAGUGCUCUGCCAUUCUGGUCAGAGAGAGGGGAUUACUACAAGGCUGCAACUCCAUGAGCGCUGGAUACCUCUUCCAGCCGGAUAAACAGUACGAUACCAUGUAUGACACAGGUGACAAGGCCAUUCAGUGUGGACGCCAUGUCGACAUCUUCAAGUUCUGGCUCAUGUGGAAGGCAAAGGGAACGGAAGGAUUUGAACAACAUAUUGACAAGUGCCUGGAUCUGUCAGCUUACCUCUACAAUAAAAUAAAAGACAGAGAUGGUUAUGUGAUGGUAUUCAAUGGAGAGCCACAACACACAAAUUUGUGUUUCUGGUAUCUUCCACCGAGCCUGCGCAGCCUGCCUGAUGGUGAAGAGAGGCGGGAGAGGUUGCACAAGGUCGCACCAAAGAUCAAGGCGAUGAUGAUGGAGUCUGGGACGACGAUGGUGGGCUACCAGCCGCAAGGAGACAAGGUCAACUUCUUCCGCAUGGUCAUCUCCAACCCUGCAGCUACCCGGUCAGACAUCGAUUUCCUGAUAGAGGAGAUUGAGCGACUUGGGAAUGACCUGUAAGAGUUACAGCUAAAUCACCUUUGACCCCCUAAACAUUCAUCUUUCAGGACUCAGGAAAGCCAUGAGCUUGGCUUUGAGUCCCAUCUGUUUGACAGAAACAUCAAAACUUUUGCUUUCAGGUCUUUUUCUGGCUACGCAAAACAAAAAAGAUGCCCUGUGUGUCUCAUAUUUUCCACCUCUGUCGUUAGCAGUGAUGACAUAUAUUCAAAAAGUUUGCACACAUGGUCAUCUGAGUAAAAAGGACACAGCUCAAAACUGGAGAGAAUAAGAAAAGCACACUGGUAUUGUUGCAAAACCCUACAUUAACACAAAACAACAAAUAAAAUGUAACUAUAUGCAGUUAUCUUACAUGGGACAAUGAUGCUGCAAGAAUAUCUGCACACUGGAAUGAUUCCUCUGAUACAAAAUAUGUCAAGUCACUGUUGUACUUUAUCAAGAUCAGUAUAAAAACAGAAUGAAACCAAGAUAUUUUUUCACACUUAACAGAGCACAAUAUAGGAAACCAUAUAUGAUUGACACAAACAGUAUAAAUGUAAAAUAUAUACAUAAAUAUAUGAUGUACUGACUGUUGGUGCUUCAUGUCGUCUAUGUAAUUAUCGAGCCUGAUGCACCGCCACAUUGUACCCUAGCUGUUCUUCUCUUUGAUAUUACAUAGGUGGAAAUAUUUCACACAGAUCUGUACCUGACUGCUGUGUUUUUAGAGAUCUUUGUGUAGAUUGUGUAUAGUAUUGUUACAUUGCCUUUGUGCCAAAUGUGUCCUAGUUUUACAGUGAGAAAAUCCUAUAUGUAAAUGGACAAUACCGUAUAGUGUGUAAUAGAUAAAUCACUUUAUUUGUAAGCAGAGAUUAUAAUUGUGAAUAGGUUACCUGCUGUCCAUUUGUAAUGUAUCCUCUUUCCUAUUGGGAAACUGUAUUAUAUCACAAUGUUUUCAAUAAUGUUGAAGUCUUUUAGUGUGUUUGUGAACCAAAGAGGGGUUAAGUUGCAUUUAUCAACAUGUACACUGACCUGAUUCUCCCUGAUAGAUGCUUUCAGACAGUUGUAUAAGAACACAUAACUUCCCGCCCUUAACUUUUGUGCAAUCUAUGUUGUGUAACUGUGCAAUGUCGUUGUGAUUCACUGACUGAAUGUUGUUGUGACAGAAGAGGGAGGUAGGACUGGCAGUGCAGCUCCUGCUGCUGGUGCGUUAUUAGUAAUUUAAGAGCACAAUGCUGGAGCAGCUUUUAUUCUAUGGACAUAUGAUUGUCUAAGUGUUAAGUGAAGUAAAGCUAUUAUAUGCAAAUUUAGUUUGUCUUUAUGAAUUCUAUAGGCACACUCUUAUGUUGAGAAAACAAUCUGAGAAGCUGGCUUUAUUCAUCUGUUAAGAAUUGAGCUUGAGUAAUGAAAUGCACAGUGUUUGCUACUGGAAUAAGAUUUAUUUAUUGUAAAAUUGUACAUUCCUGAAUUAGUGGGAUGAACAUUCCCUUGUUACAUUUAUUGUAGGCACUUUAACUUCACGCCAUCAUUUGCAUAGUAUUACAGUUGUAUCCACAGCACUAAUAAAGACAUGAGCUGUAAAA
Messenger RNA from Notolabrus celidotus (New Zealand spotty), 3572 nucleotides. It is a transcript of the gene gad1a, whose product is annotated as glutamate decarboxylase 1a. Bases 235 to 2016 code for a protein of 593 amino acids. Gene Ontology annotation, cellular component: cytoplasm; presynaptic active zone. Lineage: Eukaryota; Metazoa; Chordata; Actinopteri; Labriformes; Labridae. The transcript is spliced from 16 exons. Gene Ontology annotation, molecular function: glutamate decarboxylase activity; pyridoxal phosphate binding. The record is from RefSeq and is a predicted model, not a curated record. Gene Ontology annotation, biological process: GABA biosynthetic process.